Messenger RNA from Hordeum vulgare subsp. vulgare (domesticated barley), 799 nucleotides. RefSeq lists its product as uncharacterized. Gene Ontology annotation, cellular component: extracellular region. The coding region runs from base 284 to 556 and encodes 90 amino acids. Lineage: Eukaryota; Viridiplantae; Streptophyta; Magnoliopsida; Poales; Poaceae. The transcript is spliced from 2 exons. The record is from RefSeq and is a predicted model, not a curated record. Gene Ontology annotation, molecular function: serine-type endopeptidase inhibitor activity.
CGUGAUCUGGUGUGCUGGACCCGACUAUGGGCGAACGCAUUUGAAGCCCGAAUUUACAAAGCAUCUUUAUCCCCCCACCCAACCAAAUAGUGGACGCACCGAUCGAUCGCAGCAUCGCAGCCGGGGCUGCUUGUUGCCAAUCAGCUUACUACCAAAUGUACGCCUAUAUAUAGAGCAGCUCGCAGCGUUAGCCAGCCACAACACCACACCAUCACAAAGCAUUCUACCACUAGACCGCACAGGUAAAGCUCGAGCUUUGCGCUAAGAGAGUUCAUCCGCAGCCAUGAAGGGCACCAAGCUGGCGGCGAUCCUCAUCCUCCAGGCCGUCCUGGUCAUGGGGAUCCUCUCCCACGUGAACGCCGACUUCUUCCCCAAGUGCUGCAACAACUGCAGGUCCUUCUCGGGGGUCGACGUCUGCGACGACGCCCACCCCAAGUGCCCCAAAGGCUGCUCCGCCUGCCGCGUGGUGACCCCGAGCCCUCACAAGACGUUCCGCUGCGCCGACAUGAAGAGCACCGUCGACGGCACCUGCGGUGGCCCAUGCAAAAAGCACUGAUCGCUUCAGGGCUUCAGGCUCGGACGAGGUGUGCCGCCUAGAAUAAAGCUCAGAUGAGAUGAGCAGUCAUCGUGUUGCUAUGCUUGUGUGUGGGCCGCGUUAUACGGCCAACAAUAUGUACGCUGUUUAUCGUCACUGUGUUUUCUCUCUCGACAAAAAGCUGGUGUUGCUUGUUGAAUAAACACCUCUGAUGGUUGUGCGUGUCUACUCAUCAAAAACAUGAAAAUCAGUUCUCUUGCGCAA